AUGAUCCUACCAAGACCAUUUCGGGAUGGAGGUGUAGGCAUAACAGGACCGGCACGUGAAACUGAAACCCUCGACGGUGGUCUUGUGGGAAUUGGAAUCGAACCUGAACACAUUGGAAUUCCAUUUAAAUGCGAAAAAUCGAUUACUGUGCGAAGAAAAUGCGAGAAUAAUCUGAGAGUACCGUUGUCAGCGAGAUGUUCAAGGGGAGCAGCUCGUCGAGCCGCACUGGCUGCUCGACCGCUAGACGUUUUCGGACGAGCUGAUGGAGGGCGUAGACCAUUUAUUGCCAAUGAGAGUAAACGAGUACUCAGUGCCGCAUGUAUUGUCUGCAAGACACCUGAUAAACCAACCGGAGAAGAACCUAAUGAGGCUGAUACAAUGAAUUUUCUCGAGCAAUUGCACAAUAUGCAGGAAGAAAUAAAGAAUGGACUUAACGAAUCUUCAAAACAGAGUGCUGACUUAUCAAGUGAAUUAUUGAAGUACAUGGCCAUGGAAAGGGAUCACAUCGAACCAAUGGGUGACUCAAUCGAAGAAAUCAACAAGAAUAGCAAAGUCGAUACCGCGCUGUUUCAAGGAGACAUGAUCCUCACCAAAGAGCAAGCACAGGCGAUUAUGAAGGACAUCAACGAAAACGCGAACAAACGCAAUAAACGACAAGCAUACCGUGACUACAAAUAUCCCAGAACAUUAUGGUCAAAUGGAGUCACUUACUUUUUCAGAUCGAGUACAUGUGCGUUUCCCUCAAAGUCUUUAUUCCCACCACAUCACAUCAAGUUUCAAAUUGAUCAAAUUCGCAAAAUUCAAUUUACUUCAGCAGAAGGAGUGAGAAGAGUGUUCAGAAAGGCUGCUGAACUACGGGGAGGUGUGCAAUCUCUCUCUCUUGGCCGGGGAUGCGAGACGGUUGGAACUGCUACGCAUGAAAUCGGUCACGCUUUGGGUCUCUUCCACACUCAGGCAAGACACGACCGUGACAGUUUCAUCACAGUACAUAGGCAAAACUUUUUGCCUGAAUGGUUGCCUCAAGCUGCGAAGGAAAGCAAACGGACUAACUACAACUAUAACCUGACAUACGAUUAUGGAAGUGUUAUGCAUUACGGAGCAUGGAGAAUAUCAAAAAACAGAAUGCCCGUAUGGACACCUCAUGAUAUGAAGUAUUUGCAAACCCUUGGGUCUGCGAUGAUCUCAUUCUACGAGAAACUCAUGGUCAAUCUGCACUACAAAUGCCUUGGCAAGAAAACACAACAUACGUCUUUGAUUUGCUAUAAAUGCAAAAGAAGCUCAUCGGCAACUUGCGAAAACGGUGGCUUCCCUCAUCCAAGAGACUGCUCUAAGUGUAUUUGUCCUAGCGGGUACGGCGGAAGACUUUGCAGUGAACGACCAAGUGGAUGCGGUAAGACACUAACGGCAACCACUUCAUUCCAAACCGUUGAAGACAAAGUAGGUGAAAAGGGUGCUACCAAAGCAAGCCCCGACUUUAAGAUGUGCAACUACUGGAUUGAGGUAUGA
Angiostrongylus costaricensis is the source of this 1506-nucleotide messenger RNA. The record is from the annotation of a GenBank genome assembly. Lineage: Eukaryota; Metazoa; Nematoda; Chromadorea; Rhabditida; Metastrongylidae.